Molecule: messenger RNA, 6848 nt
Organism: Vigna angularis (adzuki bean)
Lineage: Eukaryota; Viridiplantae; Streptophyta; Magnoliopsida; Fabales; Fabaceae
Product: UDP-arabinopyranose mutase 3
Exons: 3
Coding region: 2729-3766 (345 amino acids)
Biological process (GO): plant-type cell wall biogenesis; UDP-L-arabinose metabolic process; DNA integration
Cellular component (GO): Golgi apparatus; cytosol
Molecular function (GO): UDP-arabinopyranose mutase activity; nucleic acid binding
Source: RefSeq, a predicted model, not a curated record
AUAAUUUGAAAAAGUAGAAAUAUAUUUCGAAAAAUAUCAUGCGGCCCACAACGCCACGACGGAAUCCAUCACCGCGGCUGGGCAUUAUAGCGUGCCAUAAGGAGGCAGCGCCGCCAGCCGAGCCGAAGAGUUUGUAGGCGCUGGAAUGGUGGCGGCGAGGCGGCGAGGGAGACAGAGGCAUGUGCUGGGCAAGGUGGCUGGGACAACGACGAGGAUCAAAGAAGGAGAAGGCGCGAGCUACUUCGUUUUCAGGUUAGGGAUUUGGCAACGCUCCUCCUCUUCCUAAUUGUUUCGGAUGCUUCUUGAAAAACGGGUUUGUAACCCUCUUAAAGCUUCUUAGUAGCAAGAAUCGAAGCUUCUCCACCACGCUUGGGAGCUAUUGUUGUAGUUGUUGUGUGGAGGCAUCACUUCCGCAUGCAGCUCCGGAGAAAAAACAACCCGGAGCAAUUAUCGUCCGUAAUGCAUUGGUAAAUUUGAAUACCGACUGAUCUAUGGCAAUAAAGGCCAAAAAUUGGGAUUUGUUUCCCCUAUUUCGAUUUGGUCGAGCAAGAACCCUAUUUCCCCCUUCUCCCUCGCGAAUCCUCUCCCCCUGGUGUCGCGGUGGUUCCCAGCCGCAGCUGCAGCAUUGGCCCGCAGCUGCAGCAUUGGUUCUUCCCAGCCAAGGUUGAGGUGCUUCUUUCGGUCCUGGUGUUCAGGUGGUUGAGCGCACCCCAUUGACGGUGUGAGGACGUUGGGUUGGUAACCGUUCGAGGUGCGUUGAGGGAUUUUCGCAACGGUUGGUGCUGCGGUUGAGGGAAUGUUGGUGGACGGUGAUUGAUGCACUUUUUGCCGCUGCCGUGGUGGAGGGAGGCUGUUGACGCUGCCGUGGUGCGUUUAGGGAUUUAUGCAAGUUGGUGGAGUUGCUUGAAUUAUUUCUUUUUGCUUCCGCUGGAUUUUGAUUCAAUUUAAAAGGUAGUAAUUAAUCUCAGUUUGUGCUGCUUUCUUUUUGUGGCCAAUAUUGUCAUACACUUGGAAUUAUUGUGUUUUAGUUGUAAGAUUUGUCAGAAAGAUAGCAUGUGCUUGACGACAUUUUUCCUUACUCUGUUCUUUGGUCUUUGAUGAACUUGGUUUACAUGUAUUGAUAUAGUGUUCAUUCAUGUUGUUAAUUAUUAAUUGCAUGCAACAUAAGGAUGAUUAUAUAUAAAGUGUUUCUUAUUUAUGCAUUAGGAUGAGAUUAAAUAUGAAUGAUAGUUGGUAACAAGAAACCUUGAUUUGUCUCCUAAUUUAAAAACAGACACGUAAAUCAACCAUGAAACACCAAAGAAUUUUUCCCUGUUGAUUUUUGACAAGACAAGAAUGUAGAAACACGUUCAAGGAAGCCUGUCUUCCUUCCUCCCUACAGGAUGUAGAGGUCAUGUCUCAAAACUACAAACAAUACGUGUCCCAUUAAAUUACAUUUUCUCUUACUUCCAAGUAGGUCCCACAUGAAACCACUCACUUCUUGUGAAACUCUCUUUCUCUCAUCCCUUUUACCACUUUUUACAUAACCAAACUCUCUUCCUUCCCUCUUUCUCUUUUAUUUUCCAUGCAUUUACGCAAAACUCUACUUCACCCACCUUUUCCAACUAUUACCGUGGCCCCCACUCCCAAUAUCUACCACUUUCACUCUCUUUUCAAAUGCUAAAAACUACACACUUCAUUCCAUGCACCAACACCAUUUACGUAACCACCUCUCCUCACACUUCCACUUUCUUUUCUUUUGACUUUUCAACCACACCUUACUUCUACCUUUUUAAAUUUCAUUUCAUUCUUCUCUCUCUUUUCCUCAUUUAAAACACGUGACUCUCACAUCAUUUACGUAACACACUUCCUCCCCCACACACUUCACUUUCUCUUUCUUUUUUCUUCAAAUAUUAUUUUAUUCUUUUUACUCACACCCCACACUACCCUCCUUCUUCCUUUCAUGUAAACCACCCCAUGCACUCACUUCAUUCUAUCUAUUUUUUUUUUCACUCCUUAUUCCCUUCACAUUUAACGUCACACACAUGCACCCUUUUCUUGCUCCCCCCUUUUUUUUAUAACUCCUUCCCACCAUUCCUUCAUUUUUUUUCUUUGCUUUCAAAGGCCAUCCCAAGCUUCUUCCUUCACGGUUUUUGGUCCUCUUCCAGCACCUUUCUUUUUCUUUGCCACUUCUACAUAAACCAAGCCAUGCCCAUCUCCAUCUUCAACUUCUAUUCUUCUUCCAUCAUGUUCUUCUUCUACCCAAGACAUCAAACUUUCAUUCUUCUUCACUGUUUUUCAUCAAACACAUGUACCCCAACUCACCAAACAUCUCUUUCACUCCUCUCAUUCUCAUAAUUCAUUCUUUCCUCUUCCAACAAUGGAAGAGAAUUCUCAAUACCCUCUUAUCCACACUCUUGGUUAAAGAGUGUAGAUAAGUGCUCCCAACAAUAUAUAAUUCUUGCAAGGUAAUAAGAACCAAGAUAUACAAAAUAUACAUGAGACUAAGCACACACACCCUCCCAUGCACACUCACAUCAACGACUAGACUAGUCUCAGUAUACAUCCAAGAAUGACUAAGAUGUAUAAAGACCUAAAAGAAUCUUUUUGGUGGAGCGGAAUGAAGAAGGAUGUUGCAGAGUUCGUAGCUUCCUGUUUGGUAUGUCAGAAGGCGAAGAUCGAACAUCAAAGACCAGGUGGAAUGUUACAGCUGCUGAAUAUUCCCCAGUGAAAGUGGGACAACAUCUCGAUGGACUUCGUAACUCACUUACCGAGGUCAUCGAGGGGUCACGACUCCAUAUGGGUGAUAGUUGAUCGAUUGACGAAGAGCGCCCACUUUAUAUCCAUCAAUCAGAAGAUGUCAAUGGAGAAGUUAGUAGAGUUGUACAUAAGAGAAAUUGUAAGAUUGCAUGGUGUACCAGAUAACAUUGUAUCGGAUCGGGAUCCAAGGUUUACCUCGAGGUUCUGGCAACAGUUGCAGGAUGCUUUGGGUUCUCGGUUAAGGAUGAGUUCAGCAUAUCACCCUCAAACAGAUGGACAGACUGAAAGAACUAUUCAGUCAUUAGAGGACUUGUUGAGGACUUGUGUUUUGGACCAUCUUGGAGGUUGGAGUGAGAUCUUACCAUUAGUGGAGUUCACAUAUAACAACAACUAUCAUUAUAGCAUUGGGAUGACGCCUUUCGAAGCUUUGUAUGGGCGAAGAUGUCGAACUCCUCUUUGUUGGUUUCAAGAUGGGGAAGCAAUAUCAGUAGGUCCUGAGUUGUUGCAACAAACUACUGAAAAGGUGAAGUUGAUUCAAGAAAGAAUGAAAGCAACACAGAGUAGGCAGAAGUCGUACGCUGAUCGGAGAAGGAGACCGCUUGAGUUCAAUGAAGGUGAUCAUGUGUUUCUACGCGUGACACCAAUGGCAGGUGUGGGUAGGGCUAUCAAGGCGAGGAAGUUGUCUCCUAAGUUUUUUGGUCCUUAUGAUAUUCUUAGGCGGAUUGGACCCGUAGCGUAUGAGAUAGCGUUACCACCGCAGUUGGCAAACCUGCAUAACGUGUUUCACGUGUCUCAACUGAGGAAAUACAUUCCAGAUCCUACACAUGUGCUAGAGGUUGAUGAUAUACAAGUUGAUGAAGAUCUUACAAUCAAAGCUGGGCCAAUCAGGGUGUUGGAGGUGCAGACGAAAAAUCUAAGGGGAAAGGAAAUUCGCACGGUGAAGGUGUUGUGGAACGAGGAAACCCAAGAGAUGACUUGGGAGCUUGAAGAGUUUAUGAGAAAUGAAUACCCAUUUCUGUUUGCGUAGUAGCCUUAAUUUUCGAGGACGAAAACUUUUGGAGUAGGGGAGAAUGUAAGACCCGUAUAAAUAAAAUGAUUUCUUACCUUAAGUAUUUUAUUUUGUGGUAUUAUAUAAUAAAUUGUGAUGAAAAACAAUGUUGAGAAAUAUUUAAGGAAGGGAAGAAAAUUAAAUUAAUAUUGGUUUCAUAGUAAAUUUCGAAAAAAGUUGAAAGAGUAUUUAAGUAUAAUUGUUUGCGCUAUUAUAUCAGCGGAUGGAGCCUGGUCUAGUGGUUGAUGUGAGUGUGCAUGGGACGGUGUGUGUGCUUGGUCUCAAGUUCAAGCCCUCCUAAAGACCAAAAAGGCUCCUAGCUCUUUUUAAUUUCCACCUUGACAUGUGGGUCCCACUAUGAGUUAAGAAAGAUAGAAAUUGAAGUGUUAAGAUGAGCGUGGAAGUGGCUCCCAAAGCCUUGUUUCACUUUGCUUUUCAUGCAUUAAAUGAUGAAAGAGAAGGGUGAAUGUUAUAUUAUUUUAUUGAUGUUGAGGGAAGCACUUUAGGUUAAUGCUUCCAUUAUUUGAUUCCAAGAGGGAACUUUUAUUCCCAUUAAUCCCUCAUUCACGUGAAAUGUUACAUGAGUGCUUGAGUCAUUGCCUUUUUUUUUCCACUUUGCUUGAGUGGGCACAUGUUUUCUGGGCACAUGUUUUCCAAACUUAGGAAGCUUGUAAGUGACCUUGGGGAGGUUAAAACUUGGAGAAUGGAAAAGAGAUUUUGGAGAGCAACCAAGUUGGUGAGAGAAAGGAAGAGUCACCUUAGCCUUGGAGUUUUUGGACGUCACUUGUAGGAGACCAAGAGGAGUGGAAGCUUGUUGUCUAGUGAAGAAAGAAACCUAAGAACCUUUGGAAGCUAGCUUGGAAUUGAGGUAAGGGGUUUAACUUGCGAUAUAACAUAGUGUAUGAUGGGUAGAAGGUAACAAUAUAAUGUUGUUGCAUGCUUUCUUUCUUGUGUGUUGGGAUUAAAGUUAACAUGUUGAGGCAUGUACUCUUCUUUUGGGUUUAAGUUUCAUGUGUUGUUGCAUGGAGAAUGGGUAUUCACAUGUUCAUUUUCGUUUUUCUACUAUAUGGGGUAGUUAAUGGAUUAUACAUGUUUAUAUUUUAUGAAAAAGUGGUGUUGUUGUAAUGGGUAUACAUGUUGGAUGUAUUGGGGUGUUGUUUGUGUAUGAAAAAGUGUCAUGGGUACACUUUAAACUCAUGUAUAUUUUGUAUAUCUUGGUUCUUAUUACCUUACAAGAAUUAUAUAUUGUUGGGAGCACUUAUCUACACUCUUUAACCAAGAGUGUGGAUAAGAGGGUAUUGAGAAUUCUCUUCCAUUGUUGGAAGAGAAAAGAAUGAAUUAUGAGAAUGAGAGGAGUGAAAGAGAUGUUUGGUGAGUUGGGGUACAUGUGUUUGAUGAAAAACAGUGAAGAAGAAUGAAAGUUUGAUGUCUUGGGUAGAAGAAGAACAUGAUGGAAGAAGAAUAGAAGUUGAAGAUGGAGAUGGGCAUGGCUUGGUUUAUGUAGAAGUGGCAAAGAAAAAGAAAGGUGCUGGAAGAGGACCAAAAACCGUGAAGGAAGAAGCUUGGGAUGACCUUUGAAAGCAAAGAAAAAAAAUGAAGGAAUGGUGGGAAGGAGUUAUAAAAAAAAGGGGGGGAGCAAGAAAAGGGUGCAUGUGUGUGACGUUAAAUGUGAAGGGAAUAAGGAGUGAAAAAAAAAUAGAUAGAAUGAAGUGAGUGCAUGGGGUGGUUUACAUGAAAGGAAGAAGGAGGGUAGUGUGGGGUGUGAGUAAAAAGAAUAAAAUAAUAUUUGAAGAAAAAAGAAAGAGAAAGUGAAGUGUGUUGGGGAGGAAGUGUGUUACGUAAAUGAUGUGAGAGUCACGUGUUUUAAAUGAGGAAAAGAGAGAGAAGAAUGAAAUGAAAUUUAAAAAGGUAGAAGUAAGGUGUGGUUGAAAAGUCAAAAGAAAAGAAAGUGGAAGUGUGAGGAGAGGUGGUUACGUAAAUGGUGUUGGUGCAUGGAAUGAAGUGUGUAGUUUUUAGCAUUUGAAAAGAGAGUGAAAGUGGUAGAUAUUGGGAGUGGGGGCCACGGUAAUAGUUGGAAAAGGUGGGUGAAGUAGAGUUUUGCGUAAAUGCAUGGAAAAUAAAAGAGAAAGAGGGAAGGAAGAGAGUUUGGUUAUGUAAAAAGUGGUAAAAGGGAAGAGAGAAAGAGAGUUUCAUAAGAAGUGAGUGAUUUCAUGUGGGACCUACUUGGAAGUAAGAGAAAAUGUAAUUUAAUGGUUUUGGGGUUCACUUGAAAAUGUAGAUAUAGAAGGGAGUGUGUUUAGAAAAAAAAAAAGGGUGUAUUAGAAUUAUGUUUUUCUUUGAUGUUGGGUAUUAAUUAAAAAGUGGGGGUGCACUAGAAAUGUUGUUUUAGUUGAUGGAAGUGUGAAAUUAGUAAUUUCAGAGGGGUGCGGCUGUAGGACAAAUAAUUAAAUUAAGUUAUUUAAUUAUUUGUUAGUCAAUGAAUUUAGUUGACUUUAUAUAUGAUGGUGAUGGUUGUGAUGGUAAAAUUGUGAGAGCAAACGUUCUGUCAUUUUCUUAGAAUUUUUUUCAAAUCGAUGGUGUUCGUAUUGCGAUACGAUAGUGUGUUGAGUCUCUGCGGAGACUGAGGUUCGAGUGUCACCCUUUCCUCGUGCGCGGGGGACUAGAGAGGGUUGAAUAUCUCGCCCAAUGACUUCGGCUCGUGUGAGUAUAGUGCUUGGUGGGUGCGCCUAACCGAUGUUUUUACUCGUAAUUCCUUGAGGAGUCGGGGAGAUAGGUCUGAAGUUGCGAUGAAAGACGACUCGAAUCGUCCUGUUUUGCGAAACAGGUUUGGUACGACAAAAUUCAAGGAAACAACAGAAGCUCGUGUAAAUGAUUGAGUCGUGAGUUUAAUACUGUGAUGUAUUGUAAUAUUGUGACUUUGAUAGUCUGAGUGAUGAUGAUCUAAGUUAUGAGUUGAAUAUUAUGUUGUAUUGUAAGGUUGUGACUAGGAUAAUCUAAAGUUAUGAUAUUUUGAUAUUGAAAUUAUAUGCUAUGUUAGGUUCUUCUUUACUCACCCUUUCCU